Molecule: messenger RNA, 5213 nt
Organism: Schistocerca gregaria
Lineage: Eukaryota; Metazoa; Arthropoda; Insecta; Orthoptera; Acrididae
Exons: 6
Coding region: 540-4127 (1195 amino acids)
Molecular function (GO): protein binding
Source: RefSeq, a predicted model, not a curated record
AUAAUUUGAUGUAUAUCUUAAGGAAACGACGUACAAUUCUGUUUGAAUGUUAGUCGUGAUUUAUACCGUAUAGACAAUAGUUAUUCUCUUACACAUUUUGAGUCUGCAGCCGAAAUUUGACAGAUAUUGUUCUUAUGAUGAAAACGGAACAAAUGAAUUUUUUACGAGCGAUAUCAUGGAGUAAAAGAUGUGUAACACUGCAUCCUUCAAGCUGAUCUGUGUGACGUCUGUCAGUUACACAUACUACAUUGAAUUAGCAAGAAGACAUGUUGACAGUGUGACAAAUACGCAUCCGUCUUACUUAAACAGAUAAUGCAGCUAUAUCAGUUCUUUACGUAUUCCGUCUUCGCAAGAAUAACAACAAUGAUAGUAUCUGAACAAGGCGAAGCCGCCCAUGGUGCAGAUGAUGCAGAGGAAGAAUUCAAUACCCUGAAUCAGUCAACUACAGAGGAACCAAAUCGUACCUCACCGUGGAUGAUUUGCAACACAGUUGUAUCAGUGACAUUGGUACCUCACAAAGUAUAUGUCCAGGAAACAGGAUGACUGCCAUUACUUCUCAGUUAUCUUUCUAUAGCCCAGUACAGUGUCUGCCACCUUCAAUUGAUACCAGCAACUAUACAACAGAGAGUCACAACAGUACAGAAAUUUCACGUCUGCAGCUGCUUAUAGAUAAUAAAGAGGAGCUUUGUGAUCUAAACAUUGAUGUUAAUGCAGAAGGUGAUGAUUCUUCUACCCGCACAUCAUUAGUAAAUGCAACUGUUUGCGAUAGAAUGUCAUACGGAUUUAUAGUAAAUGAAAACAGUAUUGUUUCUGGAAUUGACUUAAAGCAAAGUAAUCAAUUAAUACAGGCUGAAAAACAAGGAGAAACAACUAUUUUGUACCCAGAAUCAAAAGAUAAAGAAUCAGAUGAAUCAGAAGAAACUGAUGGAUUAGAAGGCAUUCGGGACUCAGAAAAAUCUGUUAAAGACUCUUGCACUGUACAGUUGGAUUCAUCCCCUAAUUAUACUUAUACAAUUGAUGCUGAAAAAAUGGUGUCCUCACUCUGUAACUCUUCAAAUACAAAGGAAGAUUCUGUUGAAUUGCAAAGUGAAAAAACAGUCAAGAGAAAACACUGUGUUAUUUUACAAAAUGCAGGAUCAUGUGUUAACUUACAUGGCAACUGCAACUGCAACAAACCUGAAGGCUUCUUAGAGAAACCUGAUGAUGCUGGUUCCUUUGAAGCAGUUACUGAUGUUUCCAGUUCAGUUCCAACAGCAUCACUAGUUUUUAGUUCAACUGAUAAUUUUGUUCCAGAGAAUUAUAAAAUUACUAAACAGUGUUCGUCACCCAUGUUAUCAGAUUCUGGAUGUGCUGAAGAAGCGUCUUCUUUCAGUGUAGGAUCAAAAUGUGAAUCACUUACAUCAAACCCAUCAGGUGAUGUUCUGAAUGUCCCUAAUCAGUGUGACACUGUAUGCUUAAAUGAAUAUGGGCAGAAAAUAUCAGUGUCUUGCCAGACAGAACACAGUGAUGUGCAUAAUGAGUUACAGUAUACAGAAAAAAUAGCAAAAUUAAGUGAGGAAAUACUUCAGACACUCUCUUCUAUACCUCCUUCACCCACAGUUCAAGCAAUUGCUGAAAUAUGCCUAAGUAUGAAAAAUCGUGCUCGAGAGAAUAACGUAAAGGGCAAUAUCUCUGAAAAUGUUAUGAAUAACUUAGUCUUAUCUUUCUUGCACGUGGCAAGUAGUUGGAUGUUCCUGUCAUCUUGUAAUGGUUUAAAAAGUAUUGUUCACCUUUGUCAUCCUCCAUUGCACAUAAUUUUUAAUAAAUGGGAAGCUAACUCAUUAACACUUCUGGAUUAUAUGAUAAAUUUUAUAUCAGAGACUAGAAAGUGUGUGACAAAUAGCUGGAACAAACAAAUUUUGAAUGGUGUUUUUAAGCAGUCAGACGGUAACUGUAAUGUGUUUAGCAUGAUGCAUCAGUCAAAUUACAUGAAUCUUAAUCCGUCAACAAAUUUCAAUAGUACCACACCGGUUAAUCUCUCUACAGAAGGCACAAAAUUAUUUAAUGAGGAUCUUAAAUUACAUAACAAAUUUUUAUUUGAUUGCAGUGGUGCAGUUUCUAGUAACCCUGACAAUACCUUGGCAAGUGAAACACAGAGAGUUGAUACAUUUAAAUCUGAUUUAUUAAGUCAUUUCAGUGGUGACAAACAGAAGGAAAAUAAUUUAGGGGCUCCAACUUUCACUCGGGAACUACCACAAUUCAAUAGUAUUGCACAAAAUAAAACAGCUCACUCUUUGAAUCCAGAAACAUUAGAUGUUAUUAAAAAUGUAGAUUUUCAACUGCCUGGAUUAUUACCAAGUAAGGAACAAUCAGAAAAAAAUAACAUCAACUUACCUAAUGAAAUGUCAUCCAAUUCUGAUAAUAAAAGCUCAAAGUUUCAGACUAGUGACACUCCUAUUAAAAACUGGAGGAAUUUGAAUCAGCAAACUUUAGAAUCUUACUUACAAAUGCAAAGGCAACAAACUGCACCAGAUGACAUGUUGGGAAUGCUGCAUACGAAUACAGAAUCUUUAAAUGAGGCAGAACAAAAUUACUUUGCUGCAGAGGCAGCAGAAGGUUCAAGUUUGUGGAUAAAAAGUGCAAAUCAACAGCCCAUAGUUUUGCAUGGCAAUUCUGCACACUAUCCACACAACAAUAAUGGUUAUUAUUUGAAUGUACAUUUUCCUCAGACAAAUGACAUGUAUAAUGCGUCCUUCUUACCUAUUACAAAAAAACUUUCAAAUAACAGAAAAAAGUAUCACAGAUUCAGAUUCAGCACAGUAGCAAAUACAAAGUCAACUUCAUACAAUAGAAAUUAUAAUUUCAAAAAAUCAAAUGUUAGAGGCAACAAAGGUAAAACGUUUCCUGUUAGAAUUCCACUGGACUCAGAUAGUUCAGAUGAAAAUAAUGAAGCAGUUUAUAUGAAACCAGGAAGUUACGUUGUUCCUAUGAAACAUGUACAAGACUUGAGAGAUUUUAUUCCACAGUAUGCAAUAUCUCAAGUGGUUACUCCAAAAAAUGAAUCUAGUGUUGUUGGCAACAGAGAAAAUGCAAACAAUGACAGAAUAUGGAAGACAGCUUGUGCUUCAGCAGCUGUUUUUCUACAAAUGGUCCAAGAGAGGAACGGUUUUGAUGUCUCGUGUAAAAAUCAAAGUUUGUCAUCUGAUUUGAAAGAAAGUGGUGAGAAACCAAAGUUAUAUGACAGUUCUGAGAUACCAGCUACAGAGGUAACAAGUUCACUCAGUAUUUCAUCAAGCAGUGAUGAAAGAAAUGAGCUCCAAAUAAAGUCAGAAAAUCAUUCUGAUCUGCAAACACAAGGGAGCUGCGUAGUAUGCAAUGAUUCAAAUAUGGAAAACAACCAGACAACAGCGCAUUCAGCAGGAAGCACAUUUUCAGAACCAACUACAGAAGUAAAAACGCAGGAUGUUAAAGCAGAAUGUGAAGAAACCAUUCCCUUAGAUUCAAUGGACUCUGAACUGCACAGGCAAAGUAUCAGUACUGCACAUAGUGGUAUAUCUCAGCUACUGAAAGAUGCAAAAGAUCAUAGAGUACCAAGAAAAUCAUUUUGUAAGCAUGGAACACCUCAGUAUAACAACAGAUCCCUCUGCUAUAAGCAACAUGGUCUAAAUCAUGAUGAAAUUGCCAAACUAAAGUCAAUUCUGAACUGUAUUUGGAACAUGGAGGGAUCUGAUUUCAUUAAAUACCCUUACACAUCGGAAAAAGUAUCUGAAAAUGAAAAAUCUUCUGAUGGGUGUAUAAGUCUCCAGACAGUUGCCUACAAACUCCAGAAUCAUUUAUAUUCCUCCAUUGACCAAUUCGUAUAUGAUUUUCAUAGAAUAUUCCACAAGUCAAAAGAUAAUAAUAAGGAGGAUCAUCAGAGCAGUGAAGUAAGCUCGACGCUGUGUAAAAAAUUUGAUAAUCUCAUUGAAGAACAGUUCUGUGGCUUAAACUUCAAGUUUAUUUCUGGAUCAUAUUCGCAGAAUGCAGGUAUAUCAUGCACAAGAAAUAAUUUCCUUGAUCACCAUAAGAAACAUAAUAAAAAGAAUUCGUUUAAAGUUUCAAGCCCAAAAAAAUCUGAUGCGCCAAAUGUUGACACUACAGUUAAAUAAUAUGUAACAUGCUUUCAUUUUGUUGGUUUUUGUAAUCAUUGUAAAUGUGAGCAUUUUGUUGAUGUACUUAAAAAGUGAUAUAUUGUCCAGUAUAUUUCCAUCCACAUACAAGAAUUCUUUUAUGAAAGUGGAAAUAAAGUUCACAUCGAGCUAGAUAUUAUAAUUCCUCUUCAUAAAUGUUUCCAAAAUUAUGUAAGGCAUUAUGAUGUACCAUAUGUUUUCAUCUCCCACUGUUGUUUGAUUACAGCACUUAGGAAUUUGUUCAUAAUGUAAUGAAAUAUUCAGUGAUAAAUGUCCAAAUAUAUGUUAAGUAUUACAGAUUUUUAUUUAAACUAUGUAAGAAAAAAUGACUGAAUGCUUUAAUACAUAAAUAAAAUAAAUAUAUAAUACUAUGCAAAGGACUGUCAAUAUUACAAUUUAAAAACAUCUUUUCAUCCAGAUACAAGAUUUCAGCUACAAAAGUGGGAAUAAUGUUGACAUUGAGCUACAUAUACAAGUUUUAAUUGACCCAAAAUUAAGCAUUAUAAUGUCCCACAUGUUUACAACUUACUGUAUUGUUUGACUACUUAGUUAAAAAUAAUCUGUAAUCCAAUGUACAUUCAGUUAUAAAUGUCAAAAUGUAUGCUAUAUAUUAUACCUGUUCAUUCAAACUAUGCAAAAGAAAAUGAUUCAAUGUCAAACUGCUUACUUAAUAUCUAAUGCUAUGAGGGAAGGUACUGGCACCAUAAUUUUGACAAUAGUUCUAUAUUUUGUGAAAACUUAAAUUUAGUUUUCUAAACUUGUUUCACAAUGUGUUUGAUAUGUACAUAUUUUCAGUCAGUUGAAGUUACAGCUGUGAUUUAAGUUACACAUUUCACAAAUAGUUUUCCGGUUGUUUCAGUGUUGUCAAUCAUGUUAGUGUUUGAUUGUAUGGUUAAUGUAUUGAAGAUUUCUGAUAAAAAAAUUGAAAAUUACUUGUAAUUGAUAAAAAAUGAAAAUAUUUUUCAAUUUUUCACAGUCUAUAAUAAAUUGUAACUAAUUCUGAAUUUAAUUUGAGAGAUUUACACAUUACAUAAGACUGUAUAUCAAUAAAUGUGCAGUACUGCA